AUCUAAUCGAGUUCACUCGAUUGCUGAGUUUGAUUGUACAUAUUCAAUCAGUGUAAUUUUUAUCCCGCACUUGUGCAGACCUCUGCUACUCUUUUCCAAAUUAAGUUCUUGUACUCGUUGUGCUCCAUAUGGAAGAACAGUUUGUGAAUCCAUUUGAAAAUGACAGUACGAUACCGGAUGAAGUACAAGAAAAACUUGCAAAGGUGAUCGAAAGAUAUCAACAGUUGAACGAUGAGGAAAAGGAGGAAUUUCAAAAGGGCGCCUUUGAUGUAUUAACAAAGAAUCUACAAAAGUCGAGGAACACGAUUUUGCAUAUGUGGCUUGCAUCGUACCAAUCUUUCUUUCUAUUUAUUUUUGCUGUAUCGAUUGUGACAUUUCUGCUCGUUAUUGUUGCGCGCAGAUUAUAUUGGCGCACGAAAGAACGAGAACAACGUCAAGAAGAGAAGAGAAAGUUAAGACAACAGAAAGCAGAAAUGAAGAAAAAGAAAAAGAAGCAAACAUAACAUACGAUUAUUUGUGUUCAAUAAUGUUUUAAUAGAAAAAUUUCAUUGACGAAUAG
Atta colombica is the source of this 559-nucleotide messenger RNA. RefSeq lists its product as uncharacterized. Bases 129 to 503 code for a protein of 124 amino acids. The record is from RefSeq and is a predicted model, not a curated record. Lineage: Eukaryota; Metazoa; Arthropoda; Insecta; Hymenoptera; Formicidae. The transcript is spliced from 2 exons.